AUGUCUCUCAGGCUCCUGCCUGCGAUAAUCAUGGACAAUGAUGAGGACGACGAUGGCAACUUCACUAAAUGGAUGAGCAGUUACUGGGGUCAUGGAGCAGAGACGGGACACUCCAGGGAGAGAAAGCGCAGCUUCAGACGACCUGCAAAAGCCCACGCAGACCGGAGAGCAUCGCUGCCCACUGUGUCACAGUUAGACGCUAUGAAGUUAAACCGGCUCCAUGCAGCUACGAUGGCCCCCGCUCCAAGCCACAUCAAACCCAGAGAGGAGAAGGGGGAGGUCCGGACCCACCAGAGAGCCCGACGCGCCUCGUCAGAUGACAACAGCCGGGUAAAGACGGCCCCCCAGGAAAACCGCAUCGGCACCAUCCCUGAGCUCACCGAGUCCUUCGAGAAGAGACUUUUUCUGCACGAUAAGAAGACAACGUCUCUGAUGCAGGAGCUCAUCCACCAGGCUACCUUCGGAGGGGUGUACUGCCAGCCGCUCAACCAGGACUUUUCCUAUCACAACCUUUGA
Messenger RNA from Cheilinus undulatus (humphead wrasse), 516 nucleotides. RefSeq names its product leukemia NUP98 fusion partner 1 (gene lnp1). Lineage: Eukaryota; Metazoa; Chordata; Actinopteri; Labriformes; Labridae. The transcript is spliced from 3 exons. Bases 1 to 516 code for a protein of 171 amino acids. The record is from RefSeq and is a predicted model, not a curated record.